Neltuma alba is the source of this 978-nucleotide messenger RNA. RefSeq names its product 50S ribosomal protein L7/L12-like. Bases 134 to 739 code for a protein of 201 amino acids. Gene Ontology annotation, biological process: translation. Gene Ontology annotation, cellular component: ribosome. The record is from RefSeq and is a predicted model, not a curated record. The transcript has 2 exons. NCBI's taxonomy places the organism in Eukaryota, Viridiplantae, Streptophyta, Magnoliopsida, Fabales, Fabaceae. Gene Ontology annotation, molecular function: mRNA binding; structural constituent of ribosome.
ACUCCUGUAGGGUUUAAGCUCGAUCGAGCGUCUCGGGCACCCAUUUUCUGUUCGCUGACAAUGCUCAGUCUAGUGUCAAUUUGAUGAAUUUACUCUACGAGAUUUCAGGUAUCGUAGGCAAAUUCUCCAAAACAUGAGGCUUUUGCGAUUCAUGCGGUUUUCUCAUCUUCGCAAAUCUUUGGGUCAAAAUCCCAGCUUCAAUGCUUCAUCAAUUUCAACAGACAAUAACUUUCCGGAUCGCCAAUCGAAAAUCCGAUAUGUUUCUGGUUUCCCGCGCUAUUACACUACUCCUUCACAAGAUUCAAAACCUGUUCAGUCUGAGAAGGUCUCAGCCAUCGUGGAUGACCUCAUGGGACUCACGUUACUUGAAGUAAUGGACCUUGUUGAAGUUAUGAGGGAGAAAAGGGGCGUCAAUGAGCUCCCACUCAUGAUGGUGAUGAUGCCGGGAAUGGGAGUCGCCGGUGGCCUGAAGGGUAUGGCCAAGGGUGGUGGUCCAAAAGGAGGAGGAGAAGAGAAGGCUGAAAAGACGACGUUUGAUGUGAAGCUUGAAGCAUUUGAUGCUGCCGCGAAGAUCAAGGUGAUCAAAGAAGUGAGGACGUUUACCAGUUUGGGUUUGAAGGAGGCAAAGGAUUUGGUAGAGAAAGUGCCAACCCUUUUGAAGAAAGGUGUAAGGAAAGAGGAAGCAGAGACGAUUAUUGCCAAGAUGAAGGAGGCUGGCGCAAAAGUAACAAUGGAAUAAGUUAGGCCAAGCAGCCAAUGCGUCACAUUUGGGUUAAGUUUGGUCAGAUGAUGAAAGUCCAUUGAGUUCUUCACAAUGCGAGGCCCUGUCAAGCCACUUUCAUUAUCAUGGGUCUUUUCAUUUAUCAGGCUUUCUUUUGUCUUGAAUAUUUGUAAUUAAUCACUUUUAAGUAAUGUUGUAGAAUGCGAUUUGAUGGUGGAAUCAUUUUUUUCAAACCUGCCAUGCCCUUGAUGCUCACU